Drosophila biarmipes is the source of this 7714-nucleotide messenger RNA. RefSeq names its product protein bunched, class 1/class 3/D/E isoforms (gene bun). The record is from RefSeq and is a predicted model, not a curated record. The coding region runs from base 1246 to 5544 and encodes 1432 amino acids. NCBI's taxonomy places the organism in Eukaryota, Metazoa, Arthropoda, Insecta, Diptera, Drosophilidae. Gene Ontology annotation, biological process: regulation of transcription by RNA polymerase II. The transcript is spliced from 5 exons.
UCCGAUUAGCAAAACGCAACGAAAAACUAAAAUCCCAUCCAAAUUUAAAUCGUGGCCGUUCGCUUGUUCUUAGUUUGUUACUUCACACCAAGAAGGUAGUGCUUUCAACUCGUUCUGCGCGAACCUCAUUUCUACAACUUACUGCAACGUGCUAGUAAAACCGAACCGAAGAAGUUAAAGCUACGAGCCAAGCCGAGGAAAACAACUUAAACCCUGUGCGUGAGCGUGUUACGAGAAAGUGGAACAGUGCUAGAAUAUGUGAAUACCAGUUAUCCGAGAUCACCAAAAUAUUUUGAUAGUUCCCAAGAAAUAUUUCGAGUGUGAUAGCGGCGCAAGGCUCCUCAGAAGGAGGCGCUCCAAAACGAAUCAACUGCAGGACCGAAUCAAAUCGAAUUGAUUCGAUUAACAGCUGGCUGACACAUGCACCUGUGUGUGUGAGGGGCGCGCGUGUGCGUGUUCGCGAGUGUCCGUGUGCCAGUGUGCCAGUGUGCCAGAGUGUCUCUCAGUGUUGGUGGCGAAAAUUGAAACGCCCGCUGGACAAAGUCAAGCGCUAGAUGGCGCUGUCGCUGCCGCCUGUGACCAGUGUUGUUGUUGCUGUUGUCGGCGUGCCUCACAUUGUUGUUGCUGGAGCUGCAGCUAAUAAAACGCGGAAGGGCAAAUUAUAACCGCCCACGGCCCACCGCCCCACGACACAGCAUAUCGCAGACCACCCGUCCCAGUGGGAUAAAUAAAUUUCAAUUGUUAACACAACAAAAUCAACGCCGCGCAGAAGAAAGAUAGAAUAAAGUGAAGUGAAGACGAAAAGUAAGUAGUAAUCAAGCGCUUCGCGUUACCCGUCGGCGGUCGGUUCAAAUUGCGUCGCGCCGCGCCGCGAUCGUCGCUAGUCCUCGGAUCGGAUCGGAACGGAACCUUAUAGUACGGGCGGUUACGGAUCACUCGGAUCAGUUGGCAGUCGGUGGCACCUGACAACGCAGCGCUAACCGCUAUUAUGCAUCGGCGUCGUCGGUUGGCCAGUGCAGAAAUCGGAUUCGAAUUGGCGGGCGAGCAGCAGCAGCAGCUAAAACAUCUGACAGAACUCAAUUGAUCAGGCUGAGCACAGAGUAGACUCUUAAUAACCCAUAGUUUUACCGACUUACCGCACCGAAGGUAGAGCAUAACUUUUUCGUGACCCAAAUAAUCCAAGAGUCGUCAGCAAUCCUGGAUUAUUUGCUGAAGACUUUGCGCACGCUGAAAUCCAAUUCGAUUAUGGCCGAGAAUCAAAGUGCGGCCAGCGAAGAUUCCGGUCACCAACAGCAACAUCAGCAGCAACAGCAACACCAGCAGCAUCAGCAACCACUAGCCACCACAUCAGUCUCCGCCGCCUCAGCCACAUCGGCGUUAGCUAACCAGUCGCCCGCUAACUCGCAGGCCUCAUCCCCUGAAAAUUCUCAGGAAGCACUGCCCUUGGUGCGACGCCAGCCUUCAGUAGCAGCAGCAGCAGCCACAGUAGCAGCCGCAGCCGCAACAGUUGCAGCCACCAGUAGCAACACUUCGCAGCAGCAACGCAGCAGCAUCAGCAGCAUGUUUGAUCGCACGGUGAAUGCCAAGUUCAAGCCGACGGCCUCCAAUGCCGGUCCCGGCAACAACCCGAACCGCAGGAACUCCAUGCUGACGCCUGCCCGAGGGGUCAGUGUGGGCGGCACUGGCGGCAACAUACGCAAGCUGACCAAGGUCAACUCGCUGACCAGCAAUCAUCACUACUCGGUGUGCUAUCCCCCCAGCAACAUCUAUCAGAAUAGCAACAAUUCCGGCAGCAACUCGCCUUUGCAGCGCACCACCAGCGAGAGUCUGCGCUUGAACUCGCUGAGCCGCGUGGCAGCCGCGUCAGCCACAUCGGUGUCCAGGGCCAGUAGCAACAGCAGCCUGGCCGCGUCCACCUCCACAUCGCUGGCCCCCAAGUCCAGCAGCAGCAGUGGCGGCAGCAACUCUACCCCGCAGCAGCAACAGCCGCCGGUGAGCAGUAGCAACAGCAGCAGCAGCACCGGCACCAGCACCAACAACAGCUUCACCAAGGCCAGUUCGCCCAACAACAAUGGAGCACGUUCGGUGGGCGGAGCAACUGCAACUGCACCUGCAGCUGGCAGUCAUCACCACCAGCCACAUCACCACCAUCAUCACCAUCACCACCACCAGCAUCACAACCACCAGCAGCAGCAGCAACAGACUAGCCUCAGCCAAGGACACGCCUCGUUGACCGUCGCCUCUGGAUCAGCUGGGGGUGGUGGUGGUGGAGGCUCCUCGGGCAAUGCUGGCGGGGCCACCAAUCGCAAACCAAAGACGACUUCCUCAUUCGAGAUCACCUCGGUGACGGUGGGCCAUCCCAAGCUGAAUGCUGCCGGCGACACUGGAGACGAGUCGGCCGACGAUCUGGACGAAUCUCACACGGAUGACAACAGUCGGAUAACGGACCUCGAGAACGAGACGCCCUCGAUGUCGGAGGACACGUUCUCCAAGGAAGAGGUGUACUAUGCCAACAAUGCCCUCAGCACGAAUGCGCCGGUGAUACCGACUAGCUCGCAAUACGGCCUCGUGGUGGUGGAUCCCAUUGGUCCGUCGCUGGGCCAGACGAUCCAGAACGUCCAGGUGAACGUGUCGGAUAACAUUAUCAAUGUGGUGAGUGGUGCCGUCACACCGGGCGGCACCAAGAAGAAGGACGACAUCAAGGAGACGCAGCAUCGCAGCGAACGGUUCAAGGUGGUCAAAAUUGAGUCCACGGAGCCGUUCAAACGCGGUCGCUGGAUGUGCAUGGACUACCUGGACCACUCGAGUGUGGGAAAUGGUGGCAAUAACAACGAAAAGACUGGCUCUUCUACUUCCGAUGCGCACGCAGCCACGGCGGACGGCGCUGCAGGUGUGGCCGGUGGGUCAGAGGCCCUGCCCCACAAGACCACCCAGAGUAUGAUUCUGCCGCCCACCCAGAAGCUGAACGAGAAUCACCUGGAGGCCAACUCGACCGAUGCCAAUUGGAACUAUGCCGAGCAGCAGCAGCAGCAGCAGCUGUCGCAGCAGCCGCCGCAGUCCCAGCAGCAAUCCUCGCAGCAGCACCAACAACAGGCUCAGCUAGGUGCCACGCCCAGUGGGGUGAUGACGGCCCCUGCCACAGUGGUGCACGGCAUGCAACAGUUGCACAUGGAGGCCCAGCAGCAGCAGCAACAGCAGCAGCUCUUCGACAGCGUCAAUGCCAAUGCCAGCUCACCCAGUGACUCCGUCAACAUGGACUAUGCUAGAUCGGCGGCCCUGCAGUUGCAUCAAACGUUGAAGCAGCUCAAGCAGCGCGAAGACGCCAUGGAUGUGCCGCCAGGGGGCUACCCAAAUUUCCAGAACGGCGGAGAUGUUGCUGGUGGGGCGGCCAACAACAACAACAGCGGAGGAGCAGCGGCUGCGGAGUCGCAGCUGAGCACCAGCUAUGUGGAGCAACAGCAACAGCAGCCGCUGUCGCCAACACCACUAACGCCCCAGGCCGCGCCCACAUUCGCAGCUGUUGCUGCCGGGCAGUCGCCCAACUUCCAAUUGGAGCAACAGCAACAGCAGCAACAGCAACAGCAACAAGCAACAUCGCAGAUAGACGGGAUAGCCCCACAGCCGUUUAACCAACAACAGCAGCACCAGACCCCGCAGCAAUCAGCACCCCAGCAAGCAGCAACAGCACCUUCUGCCGUUGCUGCAGCACCACCACAAAACACUUCAAACACUUCCAAUGCAGCCGUAACCACUGGCCAGGGCCAGACCUUACCGCUGCUAUCACACAUGACCAGCUACGAGCAGCAGCAGCCCAAUUUAGGGGCAGCUGCCCCAGGAGCAGCGGCAGCAACAUCGGUGGCCGCCCAGCCAGCAAUUCCCACGCUGCAGUUGCAGAGUGCUCCCGCAACAAUUGCCGAUCCACAGCAAUUGAUGGUGCCACAGCAACAACAACAACAACAACAACAACAACAGGAGGAGCAACAGCAGCAGCAGCAGCAGCAGCUGACACAGCAGCAACAGCAACAGAUUCCGCCAGCAAAUAUCGCGAGUGCUAGUGCCAAUAAUAGUAGCCUAAACCUAACGAAUACGAAUGUUGUGGCCACCGCCGAGGCAACGACAAACGCGCUGACCUUGACCGAUGAACAGGCGACCGCGGCAGCAACCACUGCAGUUGCAACCGGAGCUGCGGCAGCAACAGGAGCCACGUCGGCAGCAACGCAGCAGCAAAUCCAACAGCUACAACAGCAACCAAAUGCAGAAUCCGAGACUGAAAGCUCCAGAGCCGCUUCGCUGAUCCCCGGUGGGAUGGGAGGUCGGAAGCGGGCCUUCAGCAACCCGCACAUAGGAGGGCCCCACGACCCGACCUUCGUGCACCGACUGAACCCCCAGCUGUACUACUACAACAGGUCGCAGUCGGGGCGGAGCUCCUUCUGCGUGGACGAGUCCCUGUGGCCCACGAGCAACCCGAGCGGCGCGGCCAGCGACACCCAUCUGUGCCUGGGCUCGAGCGCCGAGGAGGACUACGAGGAGGCCAUAGACCAGUUCUCGCCCACGAUGUACACCCGGUCGGCGAGUCGGGCGAUUCCGAUCCCAAGUAGUGCCGGGAGCAGUCCGCAGCACCACCCGCACUCGCAGCCCAGGACCGCAUCGGGGAUGGCCCUGGCGGCAGGAGGAGGAGGUGGCCCCGCAGCCACAGGGGCUUUCAGCGCCAGUCCCUCCAUAUACGCCUACCCCCACUCGCCGUUCUACGCCAGUUCGCCGGACACCUCGCUCUCCUCGCCGCUCCAGGCGGCCGGAGCGCCAGGACAGCACCCGCACCCCGGCUCGCGCACCUCCUUCAGCUACGACCCUGCCUUCCAGCGCCUGCAAGUGCCGCUCCUGGCCGGCGACCGGAGACCGCGGUCCCCGCUGGAGUGCGCCACCGUGUUCGCCGCCGUGGCCGCGGCAGCCACCUGCGGUGGCGCGGGCGGUGGUGCUGGCGGGGCAGCUGGUGCGGCGGACUCCACGAUCAGCAGUGCAUCUGGAACAAGUGCAGUUGCGAUUGAUAACAAAAUCGAACAGGCAAUGGAUCUGGUCAAGUCGCAUCUCAUGAUAGCGGUGCGCGAGGAGGUGGAAGUGCUGAAGGAGCGCAUCUCCGAGCUGAUGGACAAGAUCAACAAGCUGGAGCUGGAGAACAACAUUCUCAAGUCGAACAUCCCGCAGGAGACGCUGCAGCAGCUGCAGAUGCAGCUCCAGAUCGCCGCCCCCCCGGCCACGCCCGCCAUCCAGGCGGCGCCGGCGGUGCAGAGUGCCGUCGCCUCGGCUGCCGCGGGUCAGGCAGUUCAGGCCGGUCAGCAGCAGGCCGCUGGAGCGGUGGCGGUGGCGGUCGCGGUGGCGGGCGUGGCCACCAGCCCCGCCUCCGCGGUGGUCCCCACGAUCAUUCCCAACGGCAGCGCCGAGAACGGCGGCAGUGCAGUCGAGCUGUCAGCGGCAGCGGCGGAGCAGCAGCAGGUGGCGUCGGCAGCGGCUGGAGCGGCAACCACGACCAACGGCCCCAUGUCCUAAGCCGCGGGGCCGAGACACAGUGUUUGUUUUUAAGCGCCCACGCUCCGGCAUGUGGGGAAAAUGAACGUUUUAGGAAUGAAAACCGUAUGUGCUCAGCCUGGUCUCCUUCCUAGCCGGAGGAGACGGGCCGAGCAGAGCAGCGAAAGUAUUAGGUCACUAACAACAACAACAGCGGCGGCGGAGUCGCCACCAUGUUAAGCUCGUGGUGGCGGCAACCUGCGGUUAGGCACUGUUAUGUUGUUGCUGGCUGUUAGGACGCUGCUGCAGCCGCCGUUUUGUUAAUUUCUCGAUUGUGAUAUUUGUUUAGCACACACAUGCAGACCACACACAUGUACACACACAUCCACAUAGGCACACAGCCACACACCCACACACCCACACACAGAUAGACUGCACGCUAACAGCGACUGCGGCUGGCGCUGUUACCGUCCUCUGUUAGCAAGAAGCGAGUAUAGGAGUUCUUUAACAUCGCGCUGCUGCGCCUCCACUUUUUGUUUAAUAAUUUUAUUUUUGUUUACCCGUUUGUUUUCCACGUUGUUAACGCUACGAAUAAAAACCGAAAAUCAUAAACAAACACGCCCAGAACAACACAACCACUCACUGGACUGGCCGCAAACCAUACUUGAGGAAAGUAGAGUUUUCGGCCAGCGGAGAGAAAUAGCAGGAGGAGAAUUCAGAUCGAUAAAGUGUAAUAGAGUGCCAGGGAAAACAUGCAGAAGACAGAGGGGACAGAAGGGAAAUUAAUUGAAAAAUAUGUGAUAAUUUGCAUUGUGCAGUCAGAGACAUAAGAUGUAAAUUGUAAAAACAAAUCGAACCAGAGAAGCGCAGGACAAGAAAGUAGGAUUCAAAUUUCCAAACAUAUUCAGCAUUGAUGAUAAUACAAAUACAAUUUAACGAAUCAAGAAAGGACAGCUGCUAUUUUUAUAAUUUACUUUAAUUCGUAAUUUUACUGUAUAAAAAGAACACAGCAAAUAUUAACUACACCGUAAAUAUAAAUAUGUUUCAAAUUAAACAAAGCGAUAACAAAGCUCGUAGAAAAUUGUAGUAAUUCUAGCAUAUUCUCAAGCUAUACUAAUAAAGAUGGUACAGCUUCUCAAAACAACAUAGAGAACAUCAACCAAACAAAACGAAAGCUUAUCAAAAUUGUUUGUUGAACUCCUGAACUAUCAGCAAGUCGAAGAACCCAAAUGUAUCUGUAAAUAUUGUGUAAAACUAAAAACAAAAACUGAGAACAAACUUCUAAAGUCACGAUGUUGAAGAUGCAAUGCAAAAAAUAUGAAAACAAGCAACAUAGACGAAAAGCUAAAAUUGUAAGAUGAAGAAAAAGUCGUCCUAUUUUUGUUGUAAUUACUUAGUCAAUAAUUUGCAUUAACCUUAGUUUGAAAAUUCCUCGGUGUUUAUAUGAAAUCUGUUAUAGGAUUUUCUCCACAUUAUCUUUUUUGUCCCUUCCCGCACUCUACGACCGACUAACCAAAGGGAUGAACCAUGAAAAGAAGCUGAACUGCUGCAGCCAAGUGAUGGACGUGUGAAUUACCAAGGGGGCAGAGCUCUUGAGAGGUCCCUCGCCUCCGGAGUGGUCCCUGUCCGAAGUUGGCCGCCCCGUAGACGCCAAGUUUUGCAAUGCCCAGAGCACUCACUCACUUGGUGGCAGGGCAUAGGAUCCUGCCCCAAAGACAGAAUGCCACACACAAUGCGGCCUGCGGAGACUCAAAUUGUCUAAGGCUAGCGUGGAUUAAAAGAGAAAAGCGAAUGUCCCUCGUCGAUGAGGACCAUCCAAAAUGAUCGAAGAACAAAUGUGAAGUAAAACCAAAAAUAAUACUCCAACUUAAGUGCCCAAAACUAGCAGUCUACGGAGCGAAACCCAACGGAAGGACUUAUUAGACAGACGGACGGACGGACAGACAAUUGCCAUCCCCCUGUCUCACAUUAAUUCUGUUGAAAGUAUUCCCCCUUAUGAUUUUCUUAUUCAAUUCAAAGAACCAUCAUCAUGCGUUUCAUGUUUAGGUUUUCUCCUAUGAGUUUUACGACUUAAGCCUCUUUUAAGCUAACUAUUAAUUUAUUAAUUAGUUUGUAAGCGCAAAAAUAAUUAAAAUAAAUCUAAACAAAAUAACUGCAACCAACCUAUAUUAAAAUAAAGGAAAAAAUAAAAUUAUAUUGAAAACCAAAAUAA